This is a messenger RNA of Lolium rigidum, 316 nucleotides long. Its product is annotated as heavy metal-associated isoprenylated plant protein 39-like. The record is from RefSeq and is a predicted model, not a curated record. The transcript has 3 exons. NCBI's taxonomy places the organism in Eukaryota, Viridiplantae, Streptophyta, Magnoliopsida, Poales, Poaceae. Gene Ontology annotation, molecular function: metal ion binding. Bases 56 to 316 code for a protein of 86 amino acids.
ACCACGAACAACAUUCUCCUCCCUGGUCUCCAACCCCUCUCUGUCUCUCGUCAGGAUGGCGCCGCAGAAGGUGGUCCUGAAGGUUUCUUCUAUGAGCGACGAGAGAGUGAAGCAGAAAGCAAUGGAAACUGUUGCAGAUAUCUAUGGUAUUGAUUCGAUAGCCGCCGAUCUCAAAGAUCAGAAGAUGACGGUGAUAGGUGAUAUGGACACCGUCACGAUCGCCAAGAGGUUAAGGAAGUUCGGGCGGAUCGAUAUCCUCUCUGUUGGGCCGGCCAAAGAAGAGAAGAAGGAUGACAAGAAAGGGGACAAGAAGUGA